AUGCUGACGCCAGUUGUCGGUGUAGUGGCGUUGGGAGGGGGAGGCGGCUACGCGGGCGGAGCCGGGUCCUCGCAUGGGGCGGCGCCGAGCCGCCCGCAUGGGAGAGACAGCGUCGUGCCGCGACCCCGGGCCCCGAAGCGCACGGCGGACCCGGCCGGGGCCGAGAGGCCGGCCAAAAGGAAGCACAGCGGCGGGCACGGGAGGCCAACCCCGGUCCCGGUCUUGGCAGGGUCGCCAAUCGCGCUGGCGAGGGCGGUGGCGGAAGCCGCGACCGCCGAAGGGGCCGUGUUCUGCAGGAGCCGGUCCGACCUUGCCGACCAGGCCGAGGUGGAGGGACGGGCCGACUCGGACCUCGGCCUGGAUCCGAACGACGCCGAAGCCUUGGCCUGGCGGGACAGGAACCGGGCCGAGGCGGAGUCAGUCCGGUCUUGGACCGACGCGGCGGCGGCAUGGGCGCGACCCGGCGCGGAGCCGGUCUCGCGCGAGAUGCCGGAGGGCACGGUGGUGGCGGCGACGGUCUUUGAGCCGUCGUCAGUGAGGGAGCGGGUCGUGGAGGUGGAGGAUGACACCCCGCCGCGGGCCAACAUGGCCGAGCGAGCGAGGACUGAUGGUGGUGGAGGCGGCGUCGUCUUGGAAGAGGCGCUGCGGGCGGCGGCGUCGGAGGCGCCGCCGGUUUUGGAGGAGGCACCGCGGGCGGUGGUGCCGGAGGUCACCCCGGCAGCUGGGCCAGAGACGGCGACGCAGGGCGUCCCGGCGUCCGGGUCGGAGACGGCGACGCAGGGCGUCCCGGAGGAGGUGCUGGCCGCGUCGCGAGCGGCCAGCGGGGAGCACGCCUUGUUGGGGAACCAUCUCGACGCUUUCCGGGUCGCCGCCUUCAAUCGUCUCCUGGGCAGGCACCGGGAGCUCGUGGAGCGGCUUGCCGCCAAGGAGGAGCUCCGCAUCGCCGCAGCCGAGGUGCUGUCCUGGCGGACUCGUCUGCUCCGGGCCGGCGAUCACUACGACCGGCUCAUUGCCGAUACCAGCCGUCUCGGCGUCGAGGCGGCGCAGGCGAGGUCGGAGGCGGCCGCGGCUCGGCAGUCUCUUGAUGAGGCCAACCGGCUGCAUGAGCAGCUGGCGGGUCAAAAGAGCCACCUCGAUGCCGAGGUGGAGCUCCUUAAGGCGGAAGCCGCCAAGGUGGCAGAGGUGCAGCAUGCCUUGGUGGAGGUGGACCAGCAGCGCGGCCAGCUGGCCGACGACAAGGGCCGGCUCCAGGCCAAGGUGGAUCACCUGCGGGGGCAGGUCACCACGGCUGAGGGGGCCCGUCAGGACGAGGCCCGUCACCGCGGGGCGGCCGAGAAGGCGGCUGAAGAUAAGGACGCCGAGCUGAAGGCGGCCCUUGCCAAGGCGGCCGAUCUGGAGAAGGCGCUGGAGGAGCGCGACCGCGCCAUCGAGCGGGAGCGGCGUGGGGCCUUCCCAGAGACACAACGGCUGGCGGAGGAAGCCGUCCGCUAUCAGCGCGACCCGAUCGGCGUCGUUGGGUCCGGGACGGAUCCGCGAGUGGCCUAG
Molecule: messenger RNA, 1545 nt
Organism: Aegilops tauschii subsp. strangulata
Lineage: Eukaryota; Viridiplantae; Streptophyta; Magnoliopsida; Poales; Poaceae
Source: RefSeq, a predicted model, not a curated record